CGAUCACGGAUCAAGCUCAUUCUCAGAGACAACCCUUUUCUCAAGACUCCAGCUCUUGCCUUCAAGAUCCCCCCGCUCGACACCCCAUCACGCACACCGACAAUGCAGUUCCCCCAGACCAUCCAGGUCUUCGUCGUGCUGGCCGGCCUGGCCUGCGCCGCGCCGCAGCCUGCGCCGCAGCCCAACCCGCUCCUCGAGACAGUGAUGCUGUCCAACGGCACUGCCACCGUCGCCGUCGAGGUUGAGGCCGUCUCGCCCGUCGCCGCCGCCAGCGGCGGCGCCCAGACCGGCGGCGAGAUCCACAUGGGCGGCGAGAUCGUCGGCCGCGGCGAGGUCCUCCUCGCCCGCCAGGACUCCACCAACUGCAAGGGCAGCAGCUGGUGCACCAACAAUCAGAGCUUCAAGGACGAAUGCACCAGGGCCAGGACCAGGCUCGAGGACACCGUUUACCGCACCGGCGGCUCCCUUUUCGUUCAGGGCAACGGGUGCUCCGCGACGAGGGAGGUCAUGAGAGCCGCCUACGACUCGAUCCGCCGCGCCGGAUGCCAGACUUGCGGGUCAGCCCAUUUCUAA
Molecule: messenger RNA, 573 nt
Organism: Gaeumannomyces tritici R3-111a-1
Lineage: Eukaryota; Fungi; Ascomycota; Sordariomycetes; Magnaporthales; Magnaporthaceae
Exons: 3
Coding region: 103-573 (156 amino acids)
Source: RefSeq, a predicted model, not a curated record